Molecule: messenger RNA, 4068 nt
Organism: Ochlerotatus camptorhynchus
Lineage: Eukaryota; Metazoa; Arthropoda; Insecta; Diptera; Culicidae
Gene: Syt14
Product: Synaptotagmin 14
Exons: 7
Coding region: 1297-3228 (643 amino acids)
Molecular function (GO): phospholipid binding
Source: RefSeq, a predicted model, not a curated record
ACAUCAUCCAUCGGGAAGGAACCACCGUGUAUUCGACGGUGGUAACAAAAGGAACAAAAAGGAAAAGAACUUUAUUACAUUGUAACCCCUUUUGCAUUGCAUUAGAUUCAAGUGAUGAAACGUAAAAUUUGAAGCCGACAACGGGGAUUGGUUGGAUAACGUUUUGAAAGUGAGAUUAGCGUACGGUAGUUUUUGUUUUAGAUUGGAUUUUGAUCAAAAAAUAGGUAGAAUCUGUAGUGUAGUGCUUUGUGAGUCGUAGAAAAAAAAGCGUAUGUGUAUCUUUUCCGUUUCCGAGAAGCCUUGGUUGUCCUAAACUCGGACCUGGAACUCGUUGCUAGGAAGGAUUAGAUGCAAGAUAGGAUAUGUGACUAAUUGAAGGCAAGGACAAAUGCGACAUUUUUGGAUUUUCUUCGAGGAACGCAAACCUGACUAGAGGGUGCCGUGGUGAGGAGUCGCAGGUUUUUGUGUGUGUAUGUAAAGAAGCAAGAAGCAAGUCGAAUGUUCGGCGUUUGAGAACGAAGUUUAGUUUUUGGAAAAGAUCUGAGGAAGUUGUCAAUCUGGAAGUGGGAAUAACCAGGAAAAUUGAUCGGUCAGUGACAGAGGAAAAAUUGAAUGAAAAUUUUCCUCAUCUUUGCCAGUGUGUGAGUGUGUGAGAACGAGAGAACGUCGGAGAAAAGUGCGUACAUCAAGCAGCAGUCAUAUGUGACUGUGGCCGGAGAGCGAGCGAACAAACGAGCAUUGGAGGCAGGUCUGUGCACUCCCGCGGAAGGUUGAGCAAACGUUUGUUGUCACUUUUGGCUGUAUCCUGUCGGUGAAGAGCCAGAUUGAAUCCUUUCAGCGGCAUCGACCGACCGACUACUACGAUGGGAAAAUGAGAGAAGAGUACGCGAGAGCGAGUGAAAGCUUAUCGAAGUAAACUGGUCGGUUAGAGCUCCUCAGUUCAGCACGUGUGUGUAGUAGACGAGAAUCAUUACAGACCCCCCCGUCGAUCGAUACCAGCAGAUUUGUCAACAACGGCGACGACGACCGACGGGUUUCCCGAACACAAGACAGGACACAAACAAAACAACAGGACUAACAACCUUUCCUUUCUGGCGAUUCGACGCAGUUUCCGUGACAGUGGAAAGCGGAAGAGUGAUGCGAGCCCGGUCCAAUAGUGCUUAUUACUAGAGACAUUACUGUUUUGGGUAACCGUCUUUUGUAUGCAGACGUGACGUGUUAUUGUAUCGUGCUCGAGAAGAACGAAGAAAGUAAGAAGAGCUUGGAGGAAAGCAAGUGAUUUUGGAGGAGGGAAACAUGAUUCUGAUCGCUGGAGUCGAUAAUUACCUAAACGUUCCCAUGGAAACCACAACGUUCCUCGGGGCGGCCCUCGGCUUCAUCGCGUUGAUGUUGGUCUUAUUCCUGUACAUUAACCGGAAAUGGUGCUUCGCCACACCUGGAUCGUUUAUUUGCUGCGACGAGAACACCCUACCGGCAAAAACGGUACACACCAUCCGGAGCCGCUUCGCGUACGACGGUAACUCCAGUUCCGAUUCGGAGGAGGAAAUUCUUCGCCGGCUGAAGCUACAGCAGUCGUGCAGCCUGCAUAGCAGUGGUCAGCUGUCGCGGUACGGUGCCGGUGCGCUGAGCCCGCUAGAUCCGGAUCUAGCGUCCAGUUUGGGUGGCUUACAGCACAUUACCAUCGGGUCACCGUUGGACGAGGGACAGCUGAGCAGGAAGGAGAGUCGGAAACAUCACCACGGUAGCAGCAGUCAUGGUCACGGGCACCAUGGCCACCAUCAUGGGAGCAGUAGUGGACAUCAUCACCAUCACAAUACCCGACACAGCUCAUCGAGGGACCCCUUGGCACUGGCCGAGCGGGGUAAGAUCGGUAUGCCGCAUUCGAGUAGCGAAUGUAGCUCGAAUAGUUCGGUGGAAGCUUCCGUGGAAAGCAAUACGGGUUUGGUUGGGGGUGAAAAAAAGGAUCGACGGUUGAUCCUGCAGUCUGCUAGUGGAGGAGGUAAAGAAGGUACUCCAGCGAAAGACGUGUCAUCUGGGGACGGUAAGAAGGACCAAGGGAACAGCGUUACGGGAGGAUCGAGCUCGAGCGCUAAGUAUGGCAGGUUGCCUGUUCAACAGCAGGAUAGUCUGGAAGAUGUUCCGGAUAUUAACAGCAAUCAAGACUGCAUCGUAGUCCUAUCGCAGGAACCCCUGUUCGAUACGAGCGAUUUGAAAUCUCUCAAGUCGGACACCGGAACGAUCGGUCCCGGUCCGGAAAGUCCCACUUCAACCAGCUGUCCGAACGGAACGCUGGAGGUAUCGCUACUGUACGACGCACCGAUGCGCAAGAUGACAGUCCACGUGCUGCAGGCACGAGGAAUUCCAUCCCGAAACAGUGCGAGCAGUUCGGCCAAUAACCCCGCAGAUCCACCCAAUCCCAAGACCAGCCAAUCGACCACCCACACCCAGGUAAGAUUAUUGAUGUUGCCGAGCAAGAAGCAGAAGCACAAGACCAAGAUCCGGUCCGGGGAGAAUCCGCAGUUUAUGGAGAGCUUCCUGCUACAUCGAGUCAAUCCAGAGGAAGUCAACUCGAUGGGUCUGCGCAUUCGGGUCUACGGUUGCGAGCGAAUGCGAAGAGAGCGACUGAUAGGAGAAUCGAUAGUGAGCUUUGCGAACAUCGAUCUGGAGCUGGAGACGAACUUGUGGUUGCCGCUGGAACCUAGGGCGAACUCGGCGAAUACUGGUUCAACGAGUGAUCUGUUGAGUUUGGCUAGAUCGGAUAGUACGGGUUCGACAACGUCCAUGCAACACGGAGGUGUCCCGGAGUUACUGCUGGGUCUAGGUUACAAUGGCACUACGGGACGGUUGACGGUUGAGAUUGUGAAGGGUAGUCAAUUCCGUAAUCUGGCAUUGAACAAGGUCCCGGAUACGUACGUCAAGUUGUGCCUCGUUAGUAGCAUGGGUCAGGAGAUGGCUCGUGCAAAGACCUCAACGAGACGUGGUCAACCGAACCCACUGUUCAAGGAGACAUUUAUCUUUCAGGUGGCCUUAUUCCAGUUGAACGACGUCACACUGAUGGUGUCGGUUUAUGCGAAGCGAAACAUGAAGCGCAACGAAAUGGUCGGCUGGUUUAGUCUGGGGCUGAACUCCAGCGGUCCGGAGGAGAAUGCUCACUGGGGUGACAUGCGUGAGGCGAUGAAUCCCCGGUCGGAGCUGGUGACGCGAUGGCACGUGCUGGUGGAUUCCUGAUUUAACUAGCUAGGGCUCUCCCCUCGGCAGAGCACGGUCAUCAGUGAAGAUAUCGCCGAAGUAACGGUCACCAGCGGCAGUGGUCGGCACAAGUCGUCGUCGUCGUCAUCCCAUCACCAUCGGAGUCGUCGAAGCUCCGGAAGUGUUGGGGGAUCGGUACUAGCUAGUCCAGUGGUGCCACCGGUGGCACUGCCACCACAGCAGCAGCCGUCGACCACAUUGCCAAUGCCGUGGGAUCGGGACUCGGUUGCCGUCGAUAUCUCGAUGAUGCCUGGGAGUGACCUAGAGUUUGUUUGAACCAAACAUCCAACAAUGCGUGAAAGUGAAAGUGAGCGAGCGUGAGACGAGUACGGUAUUUUGAAACUUUGCGUGUGUAGCUGUGACAUUCAUUGGUCUGUCUGUGUGUCGUCGUCGUGUAGUCGUGUGAGGUUCAGUUUUUCGCUUGCAAAUUCUCGAGCAAACCAACCAGUGAAACACGUUUUAGUUUUUGUCCUGAGGAAAUUUUGAUGUUUUAAUCGUGUCGUAUUUUAGGCGUAAGGUUUAAGGACUCUACAGUGUGUUGGAUGUCGCUGUCGAUAUAUUUGAUGGACAGAAUACCAAAUUUUUCUGGGGUAAUUUGUGUGCUAAAAGGGGGACGCAGAGGGGGCGAAAAGGUAUAGUACCUAAAGCUUUAAUAGUAGUUACCGCAGAAGGGAGCGGGAGGUAGGGAACUGGAGAAGGAUUUUUGUUUUUGUCAGAAGCGUCAGGAGGUACUCUUUUUAUACUAAAUGCUUUCUGCCAUCGAUUCUAGGUGCUAUUUAGAAGAUUUUAUAAGUAGAAUCAGAACCUAACUUUUUAGUA